AUGAGUAUCACACAUUAUCAACAUAAUACAAGUACAAAGUCAAAAGGCAUAAUAUUAGAUAUUCCCGUUGAAGUUUAUACAGAUAUUUGUAAAUACAUACCACCCAUUGAUCUUGUAACGCUUUCAUUAGUUUGUAAGAAAUUUCGUCGAUGGUUAAUUGCACCAUCCAAUUUUGGAACUGAACAAAUUUGGAGAACAUCAAGAACAAAUUUUUUAUCAUCAAUACGAACACCUCCACCUGGAAUUUCUGAACAAUGCUACACAAUUUUACAUUUAAUUGAAUUAGGUUGUCAGUUUUGUGGAGCUGGAAAGGUUGAUCCACGUGGAGAAUUGCCCACUGAAUCUCCAGUAAAAAUUUAUUGGACAUUUAGAGUUCAGGAUGAAAGCGUUCUCGAUUUUGCACUCUCGGGACUUCCAUUUUUGGUGCGAAUUAAUCGACCAUACAUUUAUUGGAAAAAAGAUGUUGAAGAUGCACUUCGAGAAUUUGAAAGUAUGGAUAAAAAAGAUAUUUUUAAUUGGCAAGCAGAAAAUCUUCUCAAAUUGCGACAAAAAAAUUUGAUCACGUCAUAUUGUAAUAAUGUUGCUCGUAAUGAACCAUGGGAAAAAUACCAUAAGAAAGUUAAAUUGAGAACAGUAAUUCAACAAUUGUCAAUGAUUGUCCCAAAUGAUGCGAAAAGAAAAUUUCAAGAAGUGGAAGUGGAACUUCGUCGAUGUCCAACUUAUAAAAAAUAUGCUAUAUGUCCCAAGGCAGCUUCAGCAAUGAAAUUAUUUAACGAACAUCAUUGGAACAAAUUUCAAGAAAUAAUACAUCACGAAUAUAACGAAAGACGUGAAUAUGCUAUUUUAAGAGCUAGACAAUAUGAUUUAUUCUUAAAAGUUUAUUCUUUGAUUCCUUCAAAAUAUUCCAUGAAUGAUUCAAUUGUUCAAUAUCUGUGUCAUUGUCCAUCAUUUAAAAAACCACCAUUAUACUCUUGGGAUAAUAAUUUUUUAGAUACGAAAUUUAUUCCUCAACUUGCACGAGAAGCUCGAGAGAUUGCAAAUAAACGAAAUCAUCCACCUCCAAUUACUACAACCAGUGGUGCCCAAAAGAUUGGAUUAUCAGGAAGAUGCGUUUUCUUGUGCAAAUUGUGUGUUGAUGAUGAUGAGAUUGAUAAGAAAAAUUUACGUACAAGUUUAUACAAGAAUGUUCGUAUGCAUUUACAUAAUUUUCAUGGUGUAAAAAAUAUUAAAGAUAAAAAAAUGAUAAUGACUGAUUUCUUGGAAGUAGGAAAACAAUAUUUGAAACGUGACUCUCCUAUAGUUUGUUUUUUCCUACCUUUGAGUAGGAAAACAAUAUUUGAAACAUGA
Molecule: messenger RNA, 1347 nt
Organism: Diversispora eburnea
Lineage: Eukaryota; Fungi; Glomeromycota; Glomeromycetes; Diversisporales; Diversisporaceae
Source: the annotation of a GenBank genome assembly